CCAAGUGUUCCAGCUCUCUGUCGAUUGGUGUUUUAUUCUAAAGGCAGGGUGAUGAGCUCAUCUGCAGCCAAUCGGAGCAGCUGUGGGGUUCCACUCUACAGCUUGCACCUGAGAGGCUGGGAGCUGGCGGAGGAAAGUGGGUAGCAGCGUGAUGGAGACAAGGUGGUCCCUACACCUCCAGGGACCAGGCUCAUGACUCUAACAGGUACUGUCCUUUCUGGGGCAUGGGGUUUGCCAGCUCCUGGCCAUCUCUUCCCAUCCUGGCUGCUCCCACAGCUGCAUCAGCCCAUGACAGGAUGCAGAGCCCCUUUCCUGGUCCCUUGAGAUCAGAUACCAGGGCAAUUCACCUGAAGCAGUGGGGCUUCCCUCCGCAUCUCCUUCCCCUUGUGCUGCCAGGGAUGGGCUUGCUGCCACGUAGUGGGGCCCCUUCUUCCAUUUCGGUGCUGGCAUCUCUCUAGCAGCGCCUUUGUCAUGGCAGGAGAUGGUGCCACCUGAAUGAGCACCCUUCUGGCAGCACUUUGCUCAGAGCAGCUGGGGUCCAGCAGAGCCAGUCAGCAUCAAGCCCUGCAUGCUGUAACACUGCGUAUCUGCGAAUGAUGCUGGAGUCCUGCGAGUGCUCCUGACAAAGGGAAAUGGGGAGGCCGCUUAUUACUGAAUGACCUCUGCAGCUGGAGUGAGUGUCUGUUGUCUGCAGGAUUGAUCUGCAUCUCAGCCCCUGCAGCCACAAUGGAAUCCAUGUGACAGCCCCUUGUGCCCUGAUCUCAGAGCUCUGCAUCGAUCCUUCACUCCAUCUCUGCUGGAUAGAUGGUUGACCCUGAGCCUGAGUGCAGAGGCCCUGCAGCUAGAACCCAGCCUGUUAGUUCUUGUGCUGCCCUGCAGUUUGCAUCUCUUGUUCCACUUCCUGCUUGGUUGGUGGUUGCAUGGCCAGUGAUGAAAGGCCAGAGCAGAUUUUCACUUCUGCUUCCAGGAGAACAUGGGGCCUUAGCCACAGCUCUGCAUGAGUUUUUCAGUCCUGGCCCCUCUACAGGUCUGUUAAAGCUGAGGGCUUUACUCCUGACUCAUCUUGGCUGGUGCAUCUAUGCCCAAACCCUCAUCUGCAGCCCCCUCCCUGCUCCUCAGUCCCCCGCCUUCUGUCCUCCCCAGCUCUGCCACAGCCCUUGCACCAUCUCAUUCCCCAGCCUAGGGUUGCAGGGCCAGAUUUUCCUUCUCCUUUGUCUCUCUUCUUUCUGUUGCAGGACUGUGGGAGCUGAGCUACUAAGGAUGGCUUGAGAGUAGUCAAGCCAUGAGCAGAGUCAUCCGUGAGCGCCCUUUGGGCCUGGACUCAGAGCCCUGCUCUCGGGCAUUCUCCCAGGCUCGUGUUUACCUGGAACAGUUUCGAAGCCGAGCCUCUCCGGGAGGCCUUGAUGGGCAUGGAGCUGGGAAGCGUGAUUACCUGGUGGAUGCAGCAAAGCAGAUCCACCUGGCCCUGGAGCGGGAUGUGAGUGAGGACUACGAAGAGGCUUUCAACCACUACAAGAAUGGUGUGGACGUGCUGCUCAGUGGUGUGCAGGUUGACCCCAACAAGGAGCGUCGUGAGGCUGUGAAGAGAAAGAUCACACAGUACCUCAAACGUGCUGAGGAGAUUUUCAACUGCCACCUCCAACGAACCCUGGGGAAUGGGAGCCCCAAUGCCACGGGUUACAGCAGCCUUCGCUUUCGGCCAAUCAGGACACUCAGCUCACCAGUGGAGAACCUGAGGCGCUGUAAGGUUCUGGGAGUGAUUGAAAAGGUGCAGCUAGUUCAGGAUCCAGCCACUGGUGGAACUUUUAUACUUAAGAGCCUCCCCAAGUCCCACGUGGAGACCCGCGAGCAGCAGACAAUCAUUCCACAUGGUGUCCCUUUCAUGGUCAAACUACUGCGCUACUACAUGAGUGAGGAUUCCAUCUUCCUCUACCUGGAGCAUGUGCAGGGUGGGACACUAUGGUCCCAUCUCCGCUCUCGGUCUCAUUUACGGCGAAGUCUCUCCUAUGGCUCUGGUCCCCCACAUCCAAAGCCCAGCUCAGCUCUGGGAAGCUACAGUGGAGAAGGGGUGGUAGGAAACAUUUGGGGGCCUGGCUCUGGGUCCAGCCAAAGCUCUAACCUUGGCCUUGGGAAUGGCACUGACCUCCUGAAGUCUGAGACUCAGGUCCCACUGGAAAACACUGACCAGGCUCCUGCCCAGGAACAGUCACCUGACCCCUCCGACGCAAGAGCAGGGACCCGCCACAUGUUCCAUAUGGGACCUGCCAGUGGCCCCAGGGUUGUCAUGGCAGGGAAGGAUUUAAGUGCAUCAUGCACCCUGCACAGUGACCCCAAUCCUGUUGUCAUGGUGAUGACCAAAGGACACCGUGCCUUGAACAGUCAGGAGUUGGCCUCCCAUCCACAUGACUUGCUAACCAGCAGUGAGGGUGUGAGCAGCCCACUGGAAAGAGAAGCUCCCUGGCAGGAUCCAAAGCUGCUGGCUAGUGGGAGGCUUCCCCAGAUCCCUGCUCAAAACCUGAAGGCUGUGAGAAAUGGCAGCCUGGUGCAGAAAGAGCCUCUGUAUCAGCAAAUGUCUAAUGGGCCCCAGGCUCAGCCCACAUGGUCCCCACGAGCUCCCCCUGGACAGAAACAGGUGCCUGGAACCACCUGGCCCAGCUUCAGUGAGCCCCACAGGCCUGACUCUGGGUGGCAGGAGCCUGUGGGGGGCAUCUCAGGAGUUCAAGAUGGAAAAGGACAACAAAGGGAGAAGCUAGCACCAGCACAGCAGAGACCUGCAGGCUGCUGGGCCUGCCAAGGGGAUAGCCAAAGAGCCUGGGCCGUGAAUGAGGAGCAGGUCCAGCUGUGGGCAGCAGAAAUGCUCCUGGCUCUGGAAGGACUCCACCAGCAGGGUGUACUCUGCCGGGACCUCAAUCCUAGGAACCUACUGCUGGAUGCUGCUGGUCACAUCUGUCUCACUUUCUUUGGGCAAUGGACGGAGGUGGAGCCGCAGUGCUGCAGCCAGGCCCUGGAAGAACUGUAUAGUGCCCCAGAAGUGGGUGGGAUUUCUGAGCUGACUGAGGCCUGCGACUGGUGGAGCUUUGGGUCACUGCUAUAUGAGCUGCUGACUGGAAUGCCACUGUCCCAGUGCCACCUGUCAGGGAUUCAUCCUCACACCCAGCUGCACCUGCCCGAGGGGCUCAGCCUGCCUGCUGCAUCACUGCUCACCGAGCUGCUGCAGUUUGACCCCAAGCGGCGGCUGGGCUCUGGAGGAGGUGGUGUUGCCAAGCUCAAGUCCCACCCCUUUUUCAGCUCUAUCCAGUGGAGCACACUGGUAGGCUAGUUGUCAUCACCCAUGAAGCGGUACACUGAGGAUGUCACCACAGACUUGGAACACAGGGUGGCACUAGGACCUCUGGUCCAUGGGACUUGUGAUCCCAGGCAGUGCCUAGGGGAGGUCCCCUGCUCCUGGGGCUGUUCCUGUGGAGGAGAGUCUGCACUGAGUCUGGUUUUGCAGACUUGAUUAUUCUCCUCUGCCAGCUUCCCUCUGUGUUUCAGUAGUAUCUUCUGGUCUGGUGCCUGAGCUGGGCUGGGGCCUGAGGAUGGUCCUGUAUCCCAUGCCCAUGUCUGUUAUGGAGAGAAUGGGGCAGUAAUGUAACCAGGAGUGGAUGACCAGGCACCAGUCCCAAGCACCCACUUAGAGGAGGCACAAUAAGGCAGCUGCCACUACUGCAGACCAGCCACUGGAGGUGCCACUGCCCAGGGCACAGCUUGGUACUUCUGCCUCUGGGAAGGAGUACUGGCACUGAAGUCAAUAAACCUGGGACCUCAGAGCCUCCUGCCCCCUGGGUAGUGGGCAGGUCCCUCCCUCCACCUGUCCACUGCUAUUUGUGGGGAGCCAGUUUACCAAUGAGACUCUCCAGUUCAUCCAGGGAGCCCAGCUUUGUCCUAUGGGGCAGCCCCUGCCAGUAUCUAGUUCUCCACUGCCCCAUCUGCUCCUGCCUCUGCCUGCCCUCCUCCUGGUGGGUCCACAGCAUCCCAGUGCCCCACUUGUCCCCACUUCCUCUUUGCUGCUGCCUUGCAUUGCCCCUUGUGGCUUUCCUGUUGCAUUUCCAGUGGCCGCUGCUAGAUGGGGCCUGGGGUCCCAUGUUGUGCAUUUCGCUGGCUGCAUGUGCAUUUGUAUCGCCUGCCAUGGCUCUCUGCAGGCACAGGAAGACACUCCUGCUUUUGAGUGCCUCUCUGUGGCUGUCUAACCUCAAUAAACUUGCCUUUGUUCACACAGGCUUGUGAGUCUGAUUUACUGCGGGGGGAAAGACAUGACACCUAGCUCAGAGUCCCAGCCCAGGACAGGAUCCUGGAACUGAAGAUCUGGUCCUGAGUCACACACAUCCUUGAGAAGCUAAGGGCCAGCAGGACCAGGGUUCAUUUCACAGGUGGAAAGUCUCAGGCUUGGCCCUUUCUCUCAUAGGUCACAAGGGGGGCUCCCCUCAUCAAAGACUGGGAUUGGAAAUUGUAAUAGAGUUUGCUUAAUGCUCGGUGCCUGGGACUUUCCUAAUGCUGCCCCUGGCUGUUGCCUGCCUCUGGUGCCUGCUUCUAAUUCAGGCUCUGUAGGACACUGGCUGCAGCUCUGGAGCACAUUCCCUCUGUAAAAAAAAAAAUCGCUACUUCCCUCGCUGGAGGCCCUACCUUUUGUCCCAGACUCCCUACUCAGCUCAACCCUGCUGCUUGCAGCCUUGGCACCAGAUCCAUGGUUUUAUCCCUCCCAAGCAGCAAGCUUCUCUUACACUUGACACCUGUGCUCCCCUUUGGGGGUCCUGCCCUUCCUUCCUACUGGUCCUAGAGCAGAGCUUUCCAAACUUUUCAUGUUGGUGACACACUUUUUAGACAUGCAUCAUUUUGCGACACAGUAAUUCAGUUCCGGGGGAGGGGCCAAGGGAAGCAGACGCGAGUAAGGGAGCUCCGCGGUGCCCUUCCGCAAAAUUUUCUGCAUUUCGUGCGACACACCUACACACUGCCGCCGACACACUAAUGUGUCGCGGCGCACAGUUUGGAAAGCUCUGUCCUAGAGGCUACAGGCAGGAAGAGGUUGAUGGGUGCUUCAUUGUGGGGGUGGGGGGGAAUAGUUUGGGCCUGGACAGGGCCUCAGCUGCUGCUUAAUUUUUGAAAAGUUGGCUGGCACUGUGGAGGGCUUUUAACCACUGCAUAAGUAAAUUCAGUGCAGGAGGGAGCUGACAGGGAGUGGAGUGGCAGGGGCUGUUCCCCUGCUUCCAGUAGCUCAGUCGUGCUCUGCAGCUUUCUCCAUAGUUUGUGCUGAGUGGAGGUAGCCUAGAAUAAAGGGAGAGGAACAGGAGGGCCUGAGCCUGGGCAGCAAGUUACCAUAUGCCCCCUUGGUAGAUGUAUUUGUUCUGCACUGUCCAAGAGCCUGUGUGGCAUUUGGAGAGGGUUGAACCCCUGCUGGGGGUCACAGGCCCAGGGACAGGGGGGUCUUCACUACCAUUAGUUGUUCCUAGCAGCCUACAGAUGGGAGUGAGGGAUAGCAACAGGUGCUGCUGUGGUAAAUGGCAGCUAGUACUGGCUGAGAGCAGAGGCUUGGGCUGGACAAUGGAGCAGGUGCCAUUGUCUCCUACCUUUCAUACAUUUUUUUGUACUAGC
Messenger RNA from Alligator sinensis (Chinese alligator), 5628 nucleotides. It is a transcript of the gene RPS6KL1, whose product is annotated as ribosomal protein S6 kinase like 1. Gene Ontology annotation, molecular function: protein kinase activity; ATP binding. The coding region runs from base 1283 to 3319 and encodes 678 amino acids. Lineage: Eukaryota; Metazoa; Chordata; Crocodylia; Alligatoridae. The record is from RefSeq and is a predicted model, not a curated record. Gene Ontology annotation, biological process: protein phosphorylation. The transcript has 10 exons.